ACGAACUGUUCGGCAAAUAAGAACGGAAAAUAUUACUGAUUCUAUCAACUUGAUUUCGACAUUGGGCAGAUUUUGGCGGUAAAAAGUAGUGCAUUCGUUAUGUUAGCUUGGACCGAGCCAUCACAUAAACCACCAUGUCUGAUUAUGGAACCAAAGUAUUUAAAUGGGUUCACUUCAACAUCUCGACUACCGAUCAAUAUCGUUUUGCUUUCGUUUUUUGUUAUUAUUAUUUUAAUUUCUUGAGCGGAUAUGUCCAUACCAAUAUUUCUAUGGAAGCCUUGGAGUUUGUUUGGGAUUUUGAUUCUUUUUUGUUUGCGUCGUGAUACUGAUGUUUCUUUGAGCCUAAAAUAGUAUACACUGACUCUAGGCCUUAAACAUGCGUUUACUCGUUCACUUACGUCUUUAGUUUUGCUGCCAUUUAGUGAUUUUAUCAGAAGAGAACGGUUUUUGUUUGUAACAUUUGUUUGAGUUACCUUAGGUUUUGAGUUAAUUUGGUUUUUAUCAUGUUUUUUUAAAAUGGCACAAUUGGUUAUUUCCUAAACACGAACCCUGCCUUCUGAUAAUACUUUCUUGAUUAAGCUCGACAACUGUUUUAGUUAAAAGAUUUUCAUAGAAAUAUUUUAGAAACACGUCACUGAGUUUGUAUUUUGUCUCAUGUCUCAUAAAAGAAGUGUUUCUUGAUCAUAUGUUGGCUUUGAUUACCUCGAAGGUUUUUAAAAAUUUCACACUGUGACUGUGUUAGCUUAUGCAAUGUCUGUAAUGGUUUUGUCGAAGAUAAAAUGCAGCCAAAUUCGAAAACAGGUUUAUGCUUCUUGGCUACAUCGAAAAUAUGUCGUUGUCUCUGUCGUCAAACUAUGUUUGUCUCAACAGCAUGUAUGACAAAUCUAUUUGCACAAUUUUGUGGGCUGUACUUGUGAAACUUGUACAAAUAUCGUGCAUCACUAGUUACGAAUCACUGAAAACUACUCUCAAUAUUUUCAGUUACGUUUUCAGUCAAAGUUUAAUGGUUUUAUGAUAAGGUAUCAGUUGAAACACAUCUGCAGAACAAGGAACAAGGUGUUGCUGUAAAAGGUCAUGAGGUCAAAAUAUGAAACUUAGCGAAACGCCUAAACUUGCAGAGUUUAAGAGAUAGCUGUUAAAGAGGAAAAGUUACAAGAAUUUUAGCACUUUAACUGGAAGUUUAACUAAAGUAAACAAAACAGGCCACUGUUGUGCAACACAACAACGUAUGUCGAUUUGUUAGACAAAAGCAGGAUAAAACAUAUUUGAAAACAUUUGGUGGUGUAUGGAGUGAUUAAACGCAAACAUUACAUGUGUUUUUAUAUUGCUUGUAGUGGUUGAUCAUGACUUUCUAAGUUGGCUAAAACUAGUGCUAUAAGAUUUUACCAGAUAUGAUUCAGAAAGGAUAACCAUAACGGAGUAAUUUAUUAUCUAUUUUAUGAAUAGUAUGAUGUACUUAUCGACUAUCUUGGUUGUGUCUUUGGUUAAAUAACAAUUGAAUACUUGUUAUUCUCAUUUUUCGUGUUCCUCACUAAUUGUUUUACUGUCGGCUCAUCCUUUAAUAUGCUGUUAAAAGUUUUGUUUAUGUUUUCAGUUAUUCUUACAGUAUAUAGCCAAGCCAGAAUAUUAACUUUUCUUACUUGCCAGUGGGAGGUUGCUCGUGAGAUUCAACCAUAAGAUAAGAGAACAGUGGUACUAAUCUAGUUCAAGUACUGAUUAGCUAUCUUAGACAGUAUCAAAUGCCAAUUAUCUUCGACCAAACGACGGCUCGCUAAAUGUAAGAUAAUGGCCGAGAGUAACACUACACGAAUAUUGGUCUAGGAUGCAGUUUCUUACUCUCACCCAUCCGAUAGCUGGAGUAGAAAACAACUUAACAAGCAGAUAACGCCUAAUUAUAAAGUUAGUAACUCAUACAACAAUAUUUAGCAAACCCCUGGCCACAUCAACAAAGUUAGGAAAUUGAAAUAUGAGCACAAUGCGUCACAAGUGGAAGAGAACUGAAUAAUUGGUCCGUAAUAAAUUGACAAUAAUUUUGGAAAGGUAAAAUCCAGUACAAUUAUUUCUAAGUCAAACAAAAGCUCACGAAGAAAAAAAUACAAGAAUGUAGUAGCAUUUAAUGAUUAUAUGACGGAAACAUAAAUGAUAACUUAAGAUGAGACCGUUUCAAUAGUUCACCUUUGAUUUAUAUUUAUCACAAUAUAGUAGUUUCGCUAAAUGAAUAGGUGCUAACAAUUUUUGACGUAUAGUAAACACGAGUAGCAGAAUGUAACAUUUGUAGUCUACAAUUAAGUGAAAAUAACAUGACGUUCUUUCGAAAAUAAAAACGCAACCUCUUAAAAGUCCUUGAAUAAUUUAGAUCAUUAGACAAGACUUACAUUAUAUUUUCACUUAAAAACACCAACGAUUUGUAAUGGUAGUGAUUACGUUUAAAGCAACAAGAGUUAUUUAGUGUCUUUAAGGUUUAUAAACGUCGAUAAAUUUUUAAUUUUAUACCAUUCACAUAUAUCUACCAAGUAAAAGCUUUACUGUGAAAAAUGUUUACAGAAAGAAUGGAACCGAGCAGUGCUUGUUUUACACAGAGACCCGAAAAAUACCGUUAUCAUGGCUGAUUUACAAGAUACGGAAUAUGAGACUUUAGACCUACCUGAUACAAAAAUAAUCAUUCCAUUAAAUUCCUUCAAAGUUUGUCGAAAACAUAUUGUUUCUGGUCACGCAUCAAUAUCUAAUGAGAAUGGUCAUCCUAACCAGAAGCAUUCUUUGAACACUGUUAAAAAUGCCAUUCCAUGUAACCAAAUUCAUCUAAGUUCGCGAUUUUUAUUUGGUAAAAAGCAGUUGUGGCUGGGUUUUACAUCUCUGUUUGACCAAGAUAUAUGGUAUUCAUCUUUGAAAACUUUGGUUACAAAACACAGAAACAAAAAGAAUACUUUAAAUUGUCCCGAUUUACUACGAGCAUCUGCAUUAAGUUUAUCCCAAACAUCGGAGUUGGAUUUACUUGCUUCAGCCCUGCCAAAUAUCUUAGAUAAUGAAAUAUAUGAAAGUACUUCUGUUCAAGAUACAUUUUCUGUCUACAUAAUUCAUACAGAAAAAUCAAAAGAUUUAGGGUUGUCUGGUCGUUAUUUACUACGUAUAAAAGAAAAUGCAUUUGAACUACUUGAUCCGGACACAUAUUCAAUAGUAAAAGUAUGGCCGGUCAAAUAUGCGCGCAAAUUCGGUGUGUAUACCAAACGUUUUUAUUUAAUAACUGGAAGUGGAUGUGAAGAUGGUCGCGGAUUGUUCAUCUUUCUAAUAGAGCAUGCUGAUAAAUUUCAAUCAAGACUAUUUCGUCAAAUGAAACAAUUAACUAUGCAGUCUCAGUUAUCUAGACGUGUUACCGACUCUAGCAAAUGGAUAAUAGAUCAAGAGAUUAAAAAGGAAUCUAGUGAAUUUCACUUAAAUGAAACAAAUCAUUGUUGGUUUUCGUCAGAGCCUAGAAAAAAGAAAAAUAUUCUAACGUCUCUCAACUCAACUGAUCCGUUGUUGAAAACCAAACCACGUUCCAACUCUGUUAAUGAAUUUCUAUUGCAAAAUAUAGAAUCAAAUAAUUUACAUCAAAGGCAAAAUUCUUCAAAUAUGUUACCAAAAGAAAUCUCUGUCUCAUUAGCUUAUGAUAGCGAUGCAAAAUCUUCAUCAUCAUCAUGGAUAUUUCCAGAGGAAAACUUCAUAAUAACGUCUGGUAAAUGUUUUGCUGAACGUUCAUGUCAAACUAUAUUUGAAGUAAAUACAGCAGAGCAGUUAAAACAUUCUAGUAAUGUUAAUUCACCACGAGUAACUGUAGUAAAACAACAAAUACAAGAAAAAAACAUGAUUCAUAAUGAUUAUAGUUCUCAAGAAACAUUCAUUUCAGAAACACUGUGCGAACGUGAAGAUGAUAAUGUUUUUCUAGAAAAAGAAGAGGAAGAAGAUAAUUUAAGCGAAACUUCACAACCCGUUUAUGCUAAUGCUGAACAAAUCACCAAUACGAUGUUCAACACAAAAUAUUCCAAUAAUCAUAAUCAAAAAUUACUAACAAAUAGUGGAAGCAAUGAGGAUGAAACAACAGUGACAUCAUGCUCAAUGAAUGUGAACUCACCAGUGUCAGCAAUAAGCGAUACACCAUCUCUGUUAACGUCGUCAUCAUCUACUUUAAUAAAUAAACCAGUUAAUACUUCGUGUUCAUAUACAAAUAAUUGGAAACUUGGUUACUUAAUUGAACCAAUAAUGGAAAGAGAAGAACAAAACUCACAUAACUCAUCUAUAUCUGUUGGUAAUGAAGAAUGUAAUACAGCUUAUAAAGAAGAAUGUGAUGGUUUAGUCACUUCAUCAACACCAGAUAAUGAUAUAGAUAUAAAAAAGAUUAGCAAUACUUGUCUUAGUAAAUCACCAGCUGAUGAAUUAGAAAAUACAGAUGAAGAAAACGAUUCGGUUUGUGAAAAUGUUCAGUUAACAAAAGAAUUUCAAGACAUUUUAGAAGACGUAAAAUUUUAUCGAUUGGUUUCAAGAUCAGCUACUUGGGAUGGAUGGAUGAAAUUGAAGACAAAUACAAAACAAGAGGUUACGUCACAGAAAGUUAUUGUACAAACAGAUACCAACAUUGAAAAUGACAAUAUUACUACAAUUAUUACUAAUACUAACGAUCAUCACGACAGCCCUAAAGUGAAAGAUAAUUCACAUGUUGUUGUGAUGACAGCAUUUUGAAUUGAAUAACGGUGGUGUAAUUGGUAAUGAGUAAACUAACAGUUAUUUUCUUAUUAAUUUUACCCAUCAACUAUAUGUUGUUCAUUAUAAAAACAUACUUAUGAAAUGGAAGAUUUUUCAUUUCAUUGUAGGUACUCCCAUGUGAUUAACAGUUGUAUACAAAACGAAAAUAUUUUCCUGGGAAUUCAUUAGUGUAUGGUUUGAUUUAUAUUACUUUUUAUUUAAAAAACACCAAAAUUUUGUUGCGCACAAGAUUAUGAAAUUAAUGAUAAAUUCAAUGAAAGCUUGUUAAUAUGAUUAGGAUUUAUUAAAUGCAAAGUUAUAAUGAUCAAAAUCAAGUUAUAAUACAUAUUUCAUAACAUUUUUAUAAGAGAAUAUGAAAUGAGACUCUAGAUUCAAUGUAAUAUCUUCAAUCGUGAUCAUUUUUUUGUCAAUCAGAAUUAAUUCAGUGCUUUCUAUGGAGU
Molecule: messenger RNA, 5177 nt
Organism: Schistosoma guineensis
Lineage: Eukaryota; Metazoa; Platyhelminthes; Trematoda; Strigeidida; Schistosomatidae
Source: the annotation of a GenBank genome assembly